Messenger RNA from Lycium ferocissimum, 1396 nucleotides. RefSeq names its product PKS-NRPS hybrid synthetase cheA-like. Bases 41 to 1396 code for a protein of 451 amino acids. The record is from RefSeq and is a predicted model, not a curated record. The transcript has 3 exons. Lineage: Eukaryota; Viridiplantae; Streptophyta; Magnoliopsida; Solanales; Solanaceae.
UUGAAUAUAACACAUUGCUGUAUUCGAAAACAACAGGAUAAUGACAAGCGUAACUGCGUUGAUCCGUCAUUCUGGUUUUUGGAACGAUCAGAACUGUUUUGUGAAUUACAAAAUUGAUGCUGUUGUAUUCACUGAUAAUUGCAAUUACGAUGAGUUAGUUUCUACGAUUACAAAUCAAUUAGGCGUGGAUACUGUCAGGAAAACUAUUUCAAUAAAAUAUACUGUUGAAGGCGAUUUUCAACCAAUUGAAAUACACAACGAUAUGGGAGUUCGUGUGUACGUUGAGCUUAAGAGAGAAAACAGAGUUUUGGGGAUGUAUCCAAUGUGCGUUAGUAUUCAUGAUUUUGAUGUUGAAGAUGAUGCAACUGGUAAUCGUAUUAUUGGAGAUGAUGUGCUGCAAAUUGGAUAUAGCGAGAAUCGGGAUGGUAUGGAAGUUUGUGAUUCUACAGGAAAGGUUGUUCUUUUGUUUGAGAAUGAUAACAAUUUGGUAAUUUCGAAACCGGAAGCGAAAGGAGUUUUUGUCGAUCAAAUUUACCAGGAUAAGGAAACUUUGAAAAUUGUGAUGACGAAAUAUGCAAUUCGUGGAAGAUUCAAUUUCAAAACAGAGAGAUCGAAUGCUAUAAGCUAUACUCUGGCAUGUUGGUCGCCGGAAUGUAAAUGGAAGUUCAGAGCGUCGAGAAUUGGGGAUUCUGAAAUGUUCAGGGUUAGAUUUUUCGAUGACGAACAUACAUGUCCGUUGAAGGACAAGGUGUAUUCGCAACGACAAGCAACAAGUUGGUUUAUUGGAGAAGCGGUUGUCAAGGCGAAAAUAACUAACCAUAAAAGGAAGGUCACACCUGGGGAUAUAAAAGACGAUGUCAAAAAUGAAUUUGGCGUAGAUGUUUCUUAUAUGAUGGCAUGGAGAGCUAGAGAGAAGGCUAUAAAAGAUUUUAGAGGUGACCCAGCUGAUUCAUACAAGAAGUUGCCGGCGUAUAUAUACAUCCUUGAUAAAACGUAUCCUGGAUCGCUUGUUAAAAUGCAUAAAUCACCAGAAAAUGAGUUUAUGUAUUUGUUUGUAGCACUCAAAGCAUUCAUAAAGGGAUUCGAGUGUUGUAGACCAAUAGUUGUAGUGGAUGGUGCACACCUUAAAUCAACGUAUAAUGGUACAUUUGUGUCGGCAAGUACUUUGGAUGGAGCAGGUAAUAUCCUACCACUAGCGUAUGGUGUGAUAGAUUCUGAGAAUAAUAAGUCCUGGACGUGGUUCUUUGAACUGUUCAAGCAAGCUUAUGGUGUUAGGAAAAAUAUGUGUGUCGUGUCCGACCGACAUGAAAGCAUAAUACACGCAGUUUCUAAGGUGUAUCCUACUGUUCCUCAUUUGGCUUGUAUAUGGCAUUUGUGGAAAAAUGUGACAAAGUAA